Molecule: messenger RNA, 1129 nt
Organism: Drosophila eugracilis
Lineage: Eukaryota; Metazoa; Arthropoda; Insecta; Diptera; Drosophilidae
Product: probable methyltransferase-like protein 15 homolog
Exons: 1
Coding region: 1-1086 (361 amino acids)
Biological process (GO): rRNA base methylation
Molecular function (GO): rRNA (cytosine-N4-)-methyltransferase activity
Source: RefSeq, a predicted model, not a curated record
AUGAUUAAACGACUCCUAAUCCCCACUAGACUGAGACUGGAAUACUUGAGACGAAACGCAAUUGAUGCAAAGGCGGCGGCAGCUUCUCCUCCCCAUGUCCCAGUGCUCCUCAACACAGCUAUUGAUUACUUGGAUCCUGUUCCCGGAGGCAUCUAUUUCGACAUGACUUUUGGAGCUGGUGGUCAUACGCGACGUAUUCUAGAGAAAUGUCCCGAGGCCAAGGUCUACGCGUUGGAUAGAGAUCCCGUGGCCCACCAACUGGCCCGCCAGAUGAGCGAAUCAGAGGAGUACAAGGGCAGGCUGAUUCCCCUUCUGGGAAAAUUCUCCGAUAUACCAAAGCUUUUUGAGGAACAUGGCCUGGCCAAGAACUCAGUGGACGGGAUGCUCUUUGAUUUCGGUUGCAGUUCCAUGCAGUUCGAUGAGGCCGUCAGGGGCUUCUCCAUCUCCAAGGACGGACCGCUGGACAUGCGAAUGGAUGGUGGUCAAAGCGGAGGAGUUACAGCUGCCGAGGUGUUGGCUCAUAUAGAAGAAGGUGACCUGGUGAAGAUUCUACGAAUGUAUGGGGAAGAGAAGGCGGCCAAGAAGAUAGCUAGAGGACUAAUAGACGCACGCAAUGCUCUUUUUAAAAUUGAGACCACCAGGGAGCUAGCGGAUAUAGUGGAAAAUAUCAUGGAUGGUGGAAUCAGGAAGGAUAAGCUUCGCAGGCCAGCCCACUCAGCCACCAAGACCUUUCAAGCUAUUCGAAUAUUCGUUAAUAACGAGCUAAAUGAGAUCAACUACGGUAUGGUUUUGGCCAACGAAAUCCUCCGUGUUGAUGGUCGCUUGGUAACCAUCACUUUUCACUCGCUGGAGGACACCAUCGUGAAGCGCCACAUCAAUGGAAACGUCGUGGCCGGAGCUGCAAAUGCCUUGCCUCUCAAGUACUCCAGCUACUAUACCAUAGAUGAGCCGGAUAUGUUGGAAUCAUUUAUUAAGAAGAAUUGGAAGCAACUCCAUCGCCAUGUUAUCGUCCCAGAUGCCGAGGAAGUGGCCAGAAAUACACGCAGUCGAUCCGCCAAGCUGAGAGCAGCCAUCAAAACAAACUAAAAGCAUGUCAAUAAAUUCCCUCGGUCUAGUUCAAAAUGCUCAA